Messenger RNA from Oryctolagus cuniculus (rabbit), 1632 nucleotides. Lineage: Eukaryota; Metazoa; Chordata; Mammalia; Lagomorpha; Leporidae. The record is from RefSeq and is a predicted model, not a curated record.
GGGACCGUCUCUGAAGAGUGUGUCCUGGAGGGAAACGGAGGCCGGCGGGAGGGCUGGGGGAAGGGAUCCGGGCCCAGAACAACUGCUGACUAAUCGGCGGGCGGCGGGGGAGGGGGCGGCCUGGCCGCUCGGCCGGGGUCACGCGCCCGAAGGGGAAACUGAGGCCCGAGGAACUUGAGUGCUUUCCCUAAAGUUACAAAGCUGAGGUCGACCCAGACCCUGGGACUCCCCAUUCUGCCCUCCUGGCUGCCCCGUAAGAUGAGGAUGGAGGGGCCAGAUGUUGAGCGGCGUGCCUGAGGACAUGCUACAGAAAGAGCACACAGCCCCAGGACCACCUUGGCUGCCUGCCAUAAAGACAUGUACACCAGGGACCCUGCGGGCCAACCGGCUCGGGCGCUUCCUCUCGCCUCCUCAGCCCUGGUGCUGCUGCUGGGCAGCCUGUGGCUGAUAGGGGCCGGCCCCAGCCUCGCCCUGGCCCCGGAGCUGCUGCUGGACCCCUGGCAGGCGCAUCGGCUCCUGACCCAUGCCCUGGGCCACACGGCCCUGCCGGGCCUACUUCUGAGCCUGCUGCUGCUGCCCACUCUGGGCUGGCGGCAGGAGUGCCACCUGGGCACGCUGCGGUUCCUGCACGCCUCUGUCCUGCUCACCCUGGCCGCCGGACUGCUGGCUGUGCUGCUGGCGGGCCUGGGGGUGUCGAACGCUGCUGGCGGCUGCGGGUACAUGCCCGUCCACCUGGCCAUGCUGGCCGGCCAGGGGCACUGCCCUAGGCAGCCCCAGGGGGCCCUGCCACCGUGGCUGCUGCCGUGGCUGCUCCUCGCCCUGACCCCGCUGCUCAGCUCCGAGCCACCCUUCCUGCAGCUCCUCUGCGGCCUCCUUGCUGGCCUGGCCUAUGCCGCCGGGGCCUUCCAGUGGCUAGAGCUGUCGGAGCAGCGGCUGCAGGCCCUGCAGGAGGGCGCCCUGUGCAAGACGCUGGCCGGGUGCUGGCCUCUGAGGCUCCUCCCCACGCCGGGCAGCCUGGCUGAGCUGCCCGUCACCCAGCCGGCCGGAGUGAGGACUGCCAUCCCUGGGCCUCCUUACGUGGUCUCCCCUAGUCCCUGGUCCCGCAGCGACAACCCAGCCUUCCCGCCAGGCCUGAGCUGGGAGAGCGUGGACUGGGCCAGGCCCGGCUUCUCCACAGAGCCCUCCGUGUGGGCGACGCUGGAUGAGCAGCUGUUGCAGGAGGGGAUCCAGGCCUCGCUCCGGGACGCCCCGGCGCAGGAGCCGCAGAGUGCGUUCUGGCUGCCCAAGUCCUCUGUGUCCUCUCUGCGGCUGCAGCAGCUGGAGCGCAUGGGCUUCCCCACAGAACAGGCCGUGGUGGCACUGGCAGCCACAGGCCGCGUGGAGGGCGCCGUGUCACUGCUGGUCGGAGGGCAGGUGGACGCCGAGGUCCUGGUGACCGAGGGGAGGGCAGGCUCUGCCCACCCCAAGGGCCCUGGGCCCCCCUAGCUGCAGCAGAGAGUGGGGCCACAGAGAAUCGCCUGGGUAACGAAGCCGGGCCCUGCUGUCCAUGGAGCGCCGCAGCACGCCGCCCUGGUUGUGGCUCUCAUUUAGAAUAAAAACCAGUCUGGUUCGGUCUGGACCUCCCGGGAGGCA